Molecule: messenger RNA, 1566 nt
Organism: Leptidea sinapis
Lineage: Eukaryota; Metazoa; Arthropoda; Insecta; Lepidoptera; Pieridae
Product: proton-coupled amino acid transporter-like protein CG1139
Exons: 8
Coding region: 157-1491 (444 amino acids)
Biological process (GO): amino acid transmembrane transport
Cellular component (GO): vacuolar membrane
Molecular function (GO): amino acid transmembrane transporter activity
Source: RefSeq, a predicted model, not a curated record
CUAAGAGGUUAGAUGUAUCAUUAUGGAAUCAAGACAGUUUAUUAAUUAUUACAAUUACAAAUGAGAUUUUAAUAAUUAAACUAAUUAGUGAUUUGUACAACUUGGUGAUACUUUUCGGUUAAUAUAUAUCUGUUCAGCAGUGUAAAUCCGGUAACAAUGGUAGUUAUUGAUGAAAAAAUUGAUUCUGUAAAUUGCAAGCCUACAAAUAGUGAAUAUAAUCCGUACGAACACAGGAAAGUGUUAAAGCCUAGCUCUGACAUAAGAGCCACGGCAAAUAUAAUAAAGGCCUCUUUAGGGUCUGGUCUUCUCGCUGGUCCCUUAGCGUUCUCUAACUCGGGAUGGGCAGUCGGAAUUCUUGGAACUAUGGUUGUUGGGCUGAUAUGUGGUCACUGUAUCCAUAUUCUGGUGAAAACUUCGCGUGGUUGUUGUAAGAUAGAUAAGAAACCUCAAUUGAAUUACGCUGAAACUUGUGAGGCUGCUUUCAAACACGGGCCAAAAUGUCUGCGACGUUUCUCAAAGGCGGCAAGUAUUUUUGCCGAAUUUUCAUUACUAUCAACAUAUGUUGGAGUGUGUUGCAUUUACACUGUAUUAAUUUCGGAUUCUAUAAAACAGCUAAUCGACCGAUACAUAUCCACUGUUGACUUGCCAGUUGAAUAUUACUGUCUGAUGAUACUAAUUCCACUCUGCCUUCUUUGUCAAGUCAAAUAUUUAAAAUGGCUGGCACUAUUCUCAAUACUUGCGAACUUUUUCCUGGUUGCAACAUACGUCGUCUGCUUAUAUUAUAUAUUUGGAGAUGAAAUCGUAUUCACGGACAAAAAAAUCGUGGGUGAUCCAGCCAGGUUCCCGGCAUUUAUAUCGACUGUGAUUUUCGCGAUGGAAGGCAUUGGACUCGUAAUGCCGGUUGAAAACGCCAUGAAGAAGCCCCAACACUUUCUUGGAUGUCCCAGUGUCCUGGUCGUGGCAAUGUCUGCUAUUGUGUUCUUCUACAGCACCCUGGGCUUGUUCGGAUAUUUUAGAUAUGGAGACUUAGCCCGCGGAUCGAUCACAUUAAAUCUGCCCAUAGAUGAUUGGCCAGCAGUUUGUGCAAAGAUAUUUAUUGCAUUAUCAAUAUUCUUCACCUACCCAUUGCAAUUCUAUGUCGUCUUCGACAUAUUCAAGCGAUAUACGGAUCCAUAUUUAAAAGAUAACUGCAAGAAUAUUACAGACAUUGGUGGAAGAAUUGUUGGUGUUUGCUUGUGUGUCGCAAUUGGAAUAGCGUUGCCAUUACUGGAGCAAAUAAUAAACCUUGUUGGGGCGUGUUUCUACUCCAUUUUGGGUCUUAUCAUACCUGGAAUUGUAGAGACAGUUUUCCGAUACAAUAACCUUGGAAAAUUUAAAUGGGUGUUGAUAAAAAAUAUAAUCAUCGUCGCCUUUGGCCUAACCAGUUUAAUAUCAGGGUGCACGGUCACAGUGUUAGAUAUAAUUGCAAUUUUAAAUAAGAGAACAGAGUAAUUAUUUUGGUAAUCCUAAUUUAAGGUGCUGUUGUUGUAUUAAUUAUAAUUAUUAUUUAUUAAAUGUUUCAAACAA